Messenger RNA from Ailuropoda melanoleuca (giant panda), 1608 nucleotides. RefSeq names its product sulfotransferase 1C1. The record is from RefSeq and is a predicted model, not a curated record. NCBI's taxonomy places the organism in Eukaryota, Metazoa, Chordata, Mammalia, Carnivora, Ursidae. Gene Ontology annotation, molecular function: sulfotransferase activity. The transcript has 9 exons. The coding region runs from base 207 to 1181 and encodes 324 amino acids.
CGAAGGGACAGGAUCAAUUAAGUUCUGCUCCACCUGCUUUACUAAUCUGUGGCUCACGUCUGAGGCUUCAGAAUCACAAAGAAUCCUGGAGGAAAAACCUAAAGAAAACAGAGUCAUCGAAUGUAAACAAAUAGAAAGCAAAGACCAAGGUCUAAUAAAACCAGUCAUCUGGAAUCUUCAUCUGUCUGGUAGGCCUACAUAGAAAGAUGUCCCUGGAAGAAAUAAAAGAUCACCAGCUGGUGGGAAAAUACAUACAACCAGAAACCAGGGAAGUGAAUGGAGUCCUUCUGACCAAGAUAAUGAGUGAUAAUUGGGACAAUAUCUGGAAUUUCCAAGCAAAACCUGAUGAUCUCCUCAUUGCAUCCUAUGCAAAGGCAGGCACAACCUGGACACAAGAGAUUGUGGACAUGAUCCAAAAUGAUGGAGAUGUGCAGAAGUGCCAGAGGGCCAACACCUUUGACCGGCAUCCUUUCAUUGAGUGGGCUCUACCCCCGCCCCUCAACUCAGGUCUGGAUCUAGCCAACAAAAUGCCUUCUCCUAGAACUAUGAAGACUCACCUGCCUGUUCAGUUGCUGCCACCUUCCUUCUGGAAAGAAAAUUCAAAGAUUAUCUAUGUGGCUAGAAAUCCAAAGGACCUUCUGGUGUCCUACUACCAUUUCUCAAGAAUGACUAGAAUGAUGCCUGACCCUGGUACAUGGGAAGAGUAUAUUGAGGCAUUCAAAGCUGGAAAAGUGCUGUGGGGUUCCUGGUAUGACCAUGUGAAGGGAUGGUGGGAUGUGAAAGACCAGCACCGUAUUCUCUACCUCUUCUAUGAGGACAUGAAGGAGGGUGAGCCUCCUGAGGGCAAGAACAGCUCUCAUCUCUGUGUCAUGACAGCACCUGAAAUGGACCCGAAGCGGGAAAUUCAGAAGAUAUUGAAGUUCCUAGAGAAAGAAAUGCCAGAAGAAGUCCUGAAUAAAAUCAUCUAUCACACCUCCUUCGAUGUAAUGAAGCAAAACCCAAUGGCCAACUACAGCACUUUGCCUACUGUCCUCAUGGACCAAUCUAUCUCCCCUUUUAUAAGGAAAGGAAUGCCUGGGGAUUGGAAGAACUAUUUCACUGUGGCCCAGAAUGAAGAAUUUGACAAGGACUACCAGAAGAAGAUGGCAGGGAGCACCCUGACCUUCCGCACAGAGAUCUGACGGCAACAGAGUAAUCUACCAGUCAGGACCUCCUUCCUAGAUUUUAGACGUUUGAGCCUCAUAAUCAAGGAUACUUAAAACUACCACACCUGUCCUCUAAUCCUGACCUUUCCUACACUAGCCAUAGAUUCUAUGCCACUAUGAUAUACUUCAUCCAAAUACAAUCAAAUCCUGAGUAGAAGUUUGAUGAAAUCAAAUCCUGGGUAGAAUUUUAAAAUUAAAUUACAUGAUCAUUCACAUAGACACCUAUCUCUUGUGUAACACUAAUCUAGGCACCAUGCAGUGAUGUAGGGGAAAGAAAGAUUACAAUCUCUGGCUACUACACAGUAUCUUACACGGUAGUAAAUUCAAGAGCAGAAAUAUAAACCAAGGAAUCCAGAAUACUUUUUAUCAUCUUAAAUAUUAAAAAGUCCUUGUCUUCUGCAAA